GUGGCUGCUGCCAACAUGGCGGCAUAUGUAGUAAUCGGUCGGUUUAGCUCUGCCGGUAAUUUUAGGAAUUAUUCGAUCUUACGGUCCCAUGGCAAUGUUUCUAUUAACGUAUGGCGUAGGUAUCUAAACCUCUCUUCAAACAAGCUCUCUUACCCCCCAGCGGUGCGACUGAUCUGCCCCAAAAAGCUGUUUCCAAGUCGUCAUCACGAUAACCCUCUGCUGAAACAAUUGCCGCACAUUAAGCUCCUUCAGAGAAACGUCCAGCUAGGCAAGCCCCGAAAAUGCUUCCAUCCCGGUGCUUCGACGCUAUUACCGGCGCAGAUCGGCGUCCCAUUGGAAUCCGUAAGCAGCUGGUCCAUCAUCAGACAAAUGUUUGUUUACCUUUGGCCGAAGGACAAGCCGGAGAUCAGAAAACGAGUCGUCGUAGCCUUAGGUAUAUUAAUCUUGGCUAAGGUGAUCAAUAUUGAAGUGCCAUUUAUCUUCAAAGCUGCUGUUGAUUACCUCAAUGAACGUACGGGGAGUCGUCUUUCUCUUGAAGAUGCAUCAAGCACUCUAACAUCAGCAGCUUUUGCGAUUCUUGUUGGCUAUGGUCUGGCAAGGGCUGGUGCAUCAGGCUUCAAUGAGCUCAGGAAUGCUGUGUUCGCCAAGGUGGCCCACCAUUCGAUACGAGAGGUGGCCCGACGACUCUUUUUGCACCUACACCAAAUGGACCUGAACUUCCACCUGACGCGGCAGACGGGUGCCCUCUCCAAAGCCAUCGACCGUGGGACAAGAGGCAUCAACUUUGUCCUUUCUGCGCUGGUGUUCAACAUUGUACCAACCAUCUUCGAAGUGGCACUCGUUAGCUCUGUCUUGUACUACAAGUGUGGAGGGAAGUUUGCUGCUGUGACACUGGGAUGCAUUGGGACCUACAGCGUCUUCACAUUUGCCAUCACACAUUGGAGGACAAAGUUCCGCAUACAAAUGAACAAAGCAGAGAACGAAGCAGGAGCACAGUCGAUCGACUCACUCAUCAACUACGAGACAGUGAAGUACUUCAACAACGAGAAGUAUGAGGUACAAAGCUACGACAGGCUGUUGGCACAGUACCAGGAAGCCUCCCUGAAGACGACCACCAGCUUGGCACUUCUGAACUUUGGCCAGAAUGCCAUUUUCAGCGCGUCACUAUCGGCAAUCAUGUUGUUGGCGAGUCAGAAUAUCAUAAACGGUACAAUGACAGUAGGCGACCUGGUGAUGGUUAACGGGCUGCUGUUCCAGUUGUCACUGCCACUUAACUUUCUUGGUUCGGUCUACCGAGAAGUGAAGCAGUCGUUAAUUGACAUGCAAACAAUGUUCGUUCUCCUGAAGCUAAAGACACCAAUUCAGUCUAAACCCGGAGCUCCUCUACUGGUGGUGACUCCAACCACGGCCACGGUGGACUUCGAGAAUGUCACUUUUGGCUACGUCAAGGGGCAGCCCAUCUUGAAGGAUCUCAGCUUCUCCAUCCCAGCUGGCAAGAAGGUGGCACUAGUUGGUGGCAGCGGCACAGGCAAGUCGACUGUUAUCCGGCUGUUGUACCGGUUCUUCGACCCAUCUGACGGACGCAUCCUGAUCAACGGCCAAGACAUCAAGACAGUAGAGCUCGACAGUCUAAGGAGAGCGAUUGCGGUUGUCCCUCAAGACGCUGUGCUGUUCUACAACACCAUCGAGUACAACUUGCACUAUGGUGACUUCUCACGCUCCCUGGACGAUGUGCGGGAGGCAGCCAAGAUGGCCGAGCUUCAUGACUCUAUCAUGGCCUGGCCCAAGCAGUAUGAAACUCAAGUUGGGGAGAGGGGGCUCAAGCUCUCUGGUGGGGAGAAGCAGCGUGUGGCUAUUGCACGUGCCAUCCUCAAGAACAGCCCCAUUCUGGUGUUUGAUGAGGCUACCUCCUCCCUUGACUCGAUUACUGAGCACAAAAUAAUGAUGGCACUCCAACGGGCAUCACAAGGCCGCACGUCCAUCUGCAUUGCCCACCGCCUCUCCACCGUGGUGGACGCAGACGAAAUCCUGGUGCUCAGUGACGGCAAAGUAUGCGAACGGGGUAACCACCGUAGCCUCCUGGCAAACUCGUCCAGUUUCUAUGCCAUGCUCUGGAAUCAGCAGCACCAGGCCCACCAGGAGAAUGUGUGAUGGGACGAAUGUAAAGUUAGUUUCAUAAACUAAACGCCGAUAGAACCUUUUUUAAAUGUGGCCGAGAGAAAGAUGAGAAUGGUUGUAAAGGGUACUGAACAACAGGCCAUCGCAGAGUGCUGUCCUGUUGAUGUGCUCUACUGUAUUGGUUCGGGAACAAAAAGCAGUCGAAGCAAGUUUUUGAGAUCUUUAGCAGCUUGUACCAUAUGUUGGGCCUGUAUGUGAAUUGCUCUGGAAACUGAAUUCUCUUGAUGAGGUUAAUCAUCACGAAUUUCCACGAUCAUGAAUUGCCCCAAGGUGAAAUAGGCAAACACCUUUGCUAUGCAAGGUGUGAGUUCAAAUGGGCAAGUGUGUUGUUUUACUGGAGGCAUGUGCUUUCUGGCACUACAUGUUGGAGAGAUUUUCUUACUAUAGAAAACUAAAUUAAAACUCGGCCCCAAGAUAACUGCAGCAGGUAAGUGAGGCAAGGAUGAGAUAUUUGAAGUUGUAAUCGCAUUAUUUAAGCACAGAUUCAUUCUGCCUGUGUUUGAUGGACAGUAAAAAAAUAGUUUUCAUAGUAGUAUUGUAAUAUUCCGCUAAGCUAUUGAUAACGUAACAAAGACUCUCAUUAGUAUUGAUGUGACUUUCGACAAUACAAUUGAUAGUUUCGCAGUUUUUGGCAAGUGAUGUCAAAAGUUUUGCACUAGUUGACCAUUAGUAACUCAUUUAUGCAAUUGGGAACAUGCAAACAUCCCCAUGUUCAUGUUGCAGUGUUGACAUGUGGUACGUUGUGUGGUUUUACAUUAUCAGCAGCACGCUAUUGAUAGAGAUCUAUAGGACACUUGACAAUACUGUCAAAAUUAAGAGUGCUUUAUGAGUAUAUGUUGUAGUACUUGUGAUAGUUUGCCAGCAUCAUCAAACUAAAGUAUUUGAUGCAAUAUAAGUAGUACUCAUGUAAUUGCCGGUGCAUUUGUGUUCACUAUUUAUUAAUUUGAAAACUAGAAUUGCUCUCUGACUAGCUCUGUCAGCAAAAGCGUCUCGAGAGCAACAGGACCAAAUCAACUCCUUUCAGACCUUCUAGGUAUGUAGUUUAUUUUGCAAAGCUUUUGUCUUGUAUUACAGAACGCAGGAACGUACUCAGAAACUGCUCCAAAUAUUUAACUCACCAGCCAUAUCACAGUAACGAUUGUUACCAUAGGGCUUUCUACAAGAAGGGUACUGAUGUAGAUUGAUAAUAAUUACUAUACUGUGAAUAGAUUGCUUGUAUAUUGUGCCUUCAAGAUGAUGUGUAGCUUAGAAAGAGAGGCAGGAAAACUUUCUUUUCUUAGGCGAUACAGAAGGAGUAAACAACAAGCUAUGUUCUUGCUUUUAACAGUAAUGUGGGUGUUCUCUGUAUUGUGUACUGAAGCUACGCAAGCUUGCACAGUGUCUUCGUGUAUGUGCAUGUGCUGUUGGUGAAAUGCAUAGCAUACUACAUUGUUUCAAUAAUCACAAUGUUAUUGCAGUUAUAGAAUUGCAAGAUUUUACCGCAAUGUGCAAGUCAGGGAAAUGGAUUGUGCUUUGUGCAGAGUGAAAUGUAAUCUUGUUCCCGUCAUUAAAUAAGUAAUGUUUCUGAACGUGUUGAUGUAAGAGCAGAGAACUGUUCUAGCCUGCGUUUUAUGUUCAUGUUUCGCUAUUUUAGCCGAGUGCACAUUUGUAGCAAUGGCCUUGUUGUUCGCUAAGACAGCACACCACUGAUAAAGUCUGCCAGUAUUCACACGACAUUAUUUUAACUGUGACAUGCUCAGCUAUUUUGGAAAAGCAGGUCUUUUAAAUUUCUGUGCUUUGAGAAUCAAACCUGCUUGACAAAAAAAUUACACCUAUGUUUUAUUUUAUUUGCAAGUUUUGCUUGUGUGAUAAUCUUGUCAGCCACAGGACUUUCUUAAAUAAUUUUUUUUGUUAAAUUUAGCCAGGUAAUGAACCCUCGGCACUAAUGUUUGUUUAGUUUUAAAUUCAGUGAAUGGAAGGAGGCGUUGUGUUCCAACAGCAUUGCACUCUCAUUACAAUCCUAGAAUGUUGUAAGAAACUAUGGAAUGAUGAGAUUUCUGGGGUGAAAAGUUCCAGCCAUCAUUGUUCUUAUGCUUUUCUAAGCAAAACUUGUUUUUUGCUAGAUAUUGCGUGAACAUUUAAGGAAGCGUAUGGCCACCUUCAUUGUGUUGCUGCUCUAAAGAAAGUGUUUUCGCAAGCUGUGUUAAUAUGCAUGCAGCUACCAUCCUUGUUCUUAUGCUAUUCUGUGCAGAAUGUGUUUUUGCACGAUAACGCAUGAGCAGGAUGUGAAGCAUAUACUAUGUAAUGUAAAAAUGUAAAAAUAUGUACAUACGUUGGAACUGAAUCUUUGUUUCGAGCAUAUGCGAUGCCAAGCAUGCCAAUACUGUGCUGUCAUGACAAUCUGUAAUUUGCAAGUUGUUACUCCUUAUGCACUAGAUUUUAUCAGAAGACUAGCGAAUGCAGGGUGUGAGGCUGUGAGCAUUAGCUACUUCAGGAGCUUUGCAUGCCAUAAAAUUAUGCAAACGAAUUUGUUCCAAAGAUUACAGAAAUAAAUGUGCCAUCUGUGUGUAAGCAUAAAACUUGCUUCACUUUUUCACUUAGACAGUUGUUCUGCUUUGCGACCUUGUACACUUUUCUAAGUG
Messenger RNA from Rhipicephalus sanguineus (brown dog tick), 4799 nucleotides. RefSeq names its product iron-sulfur clusters transporter ABCB7, mitochondrial (gene ABCB7). Gene Ontology annotation, molecular function: ATP hydrolysis activity; ATP binding; ABC-type transporter activity. Gene Ontology annotation, biological process: intracellular iron ion homeostasis; transmembrane transport. Gene Ontology annotation, cellular component: mitochondrial inner membrane. The transcript has 14 exons. Lineage: Eukaryota; Metazoa; Arthropoda; Arachnida; Ixodida; Ixodidae. Bases 16 to 2151 code for a protein of 711 amino acids. The record is from RefSeq and is a predicted model, not a curated record.